Molecule: messenger RNA, 1945 nt
Organism: Castor canadensis (American beaver)
Lineage: Eukaryota; Metazoa; Chordata; Mammalia; Rodentia; Castoridae
Source: RefSeq, a predicted model, not a curated record
AAAAUAAAAUGGUAAUGCCAUUAAUGGGAACCAGAGAGGUAACCUCAUAGAGUGAAACCAUUUCCCUCCCAGCUGGUCCCAGGGGAAGCUGUGGCCUAAGAGAGCUGGGACCAAGCCUGGGUCUUUUGCAGCCCCCAUACCAUGAAAGUUCCUUUUCUGCUUCCCUUUGUGGAAGGGGGGUUCCCCUCCACCAUACACAUUCUGUCUUUGAUAUUUGAGGCUUUUGAACCAAUGGUGAGAGAGUAGGCUGGUGGGAGGGGUCUAUAUUUAGUAAAGGAUCUAGUAGGUCCUUAUACUUUUUACCUUCCUUCUGUGUCUGUACUGCCUGGGAAAAAAUAAAAAUAGCUAGUAUUUAUUGACUAGGCACUAUUCUGAAUGCUUUACGUGUAUUAACUUAUAUGAUCCUAAUGUAUAGAUAUUAUUUCAUCUCCAUUUUAUAGAUAAGAAAACUGAGGCAUAGAGAGGUAAGUGAUUUGUCCAGUGUUCCAGCUAAGAAAUAGCAAGUAAUCUAGCACCAGAGUUUUCAUGUUUAUACACAUAAGCUACAUUAUACUGCAUCUUUUUGUAACAUCUUGUUCAGUAUUCCUCAUUGUGUAUCUGUCUCUUAGUCUUGAUGAGAUUUCGGAUGGUGUCAAGUUAACAUAACAGGACCUGGUUUCUUUCUGUGUAACCCCAUUCUUUCUUCUCGGUGGGUAAAGGGCUCCCUAACCAAGAGUGUUCCUCUCACUUCUCCAUAGGUCAUUGCUUCCAGAGGGGCCCAGAAGAGGGAGGAGGCACGGCCUCCACUAUAGCAGCUUUACCCAUAAUGCAGAGCAUCAAGUGUGUGGUGGUAGGCGAUGGGGCUGUGGGCAAGACAUGCCUGCUCAUCUGCUACACAACCAACGCCUUCCCCAAGGAAUAUAUCCCCACAGUGUUCGACAAUUACAGUGCCCAGAGCGCAGUUGAUGGGCGCACAGUGAACCUGAACCUGUGGGAUACUGCGGGCCAGGAGGAAUACGACCGCCUCCGCACACUUUCCUACCCUCAGACCAAUGUCUUUGUCAUCUGUUUCUCCAUUGCCAGUCCACCCUCCUAUGAGAAUGUGAGGCACAAGUGGCAUCCAGAGGUGUGCCACCACUGCCCUGAUGUGCCCAUCCUUCUGGUGGGCACCAAGAAGGACCUGAGAGCCCAGCCUGACACCCUACGGCGCCUCAAGGAGCAGGGCCAGGCACCCAUCACACCGCAACAGGGCCAGGCACUGGCCAAGCAGAUCCAUGCUGUGCGCUACCUCGAGUGCUCAGCCCUGCAGCAGGACGGCGUCAAGGAAGUGUUCGCUGAGGCUGUCCGGGCUGUGCUCAACCCCACACCGAUCAAGCGUGGGCGGUCCUGUGUCCUCUUGUGACCCUGGCACUCAGCUUGGAGGCUGUCCCUGCCCCCCCUACCAGUUGUGCCUUGGCGCCUUGUCUGCCCUCAGCUGUGCCUUAAGGACUAAUUCUGGCACCCCUUGCCAGGGGGCUCCCUGAAUGCCUUUUCUCCUUAAGGAGGCCCAAAGGGAAAGAAGCUUUUUGGGCCCCACCCCACUCUGCUUGGGAACACCAGGUAUUCUCAUGAGCUUACCCAGGCCAACGUUGACCCUCCCAAAAGGCCAACCCAGUGCCACCCCCCAUUUUCUGCUACUGACCAGUUCAUCUUGCUCUCCACAAAGUGCCCAUUGUGGUGCUUUCUCUCAGGUUAGGGGCUCAGCCAUCUCUAACCUUUGUCCUUGCUGCUCUUGGAAUUGCCCCCACACCCCAAAUGCUCUCUCCCUUCCCCAAGGAAGGAGCCACAAAAUCCUGAGAAGAUAAAUGUGCCCUAACCUGCUCCCUGUGCCCAGGCCUUAUGCAUCUGCUGACUGAUUAAGCCCCCUGUGCUCCUGGGGGCCUUUCCUACCCCCAUCAACAUCAAUAAAACCUCCUGUUUUCCAGUG